Molecule: messenger RNA, 1094 nt
Organism: Chelonia mydas (Green sea turtle)
Lineage: Eukaryota; Metazoa; Chordata; Testudines; Cheloniidae
Product: putative olfactory receptor 52P1
Exons: 1
Coding region: 24-962 (312 amino acids)
Biological process (GO): G protein-coupled receptor signaling pathway
Cellular component (GO): membrane
Molecular function (GO): G protein-coupled receptor activity; olfactory receptor activity
Source: RefSeq, a predicted model, not a curated record
CUGAUAGACGCAUCGACCACCUCAUGGCAGCUUUCAACCUCACCCCCUCUGACCCUUCAACAUUCAUCCUAAUGGGCAUCCCUGGCCUGGAAGCUGCCCAUGUCCUAAUUUCCAUCCCUUUGUCUAUGUUCUACAUUAUCAGCCUGUUGGGAAAUUUCACUGUUCUGUAUGUUGUAGGGAAAGAGCAGACCCUGCACAAGCCGAUGUACCUGCUGAUCUGCAUGCUGGCGCUCACAGACAUCGGCACAUCUACCUCUGUCAUGCCAAAAGCCCUGUGUAUAUUUUGGUUCAAUUUGAAAGGCAUUACUGUGGGUGGCUGCCUCACCCAGAUGUUCUUCCUUCAUGCCGUUUCUGUUAUGCACUCAGCCGUCCUCGUGACAAUGGCCUUCGAUCGCUACAUUGCCAUAUGUAACCCUCUGAGAUAUGCCACCAUCCUCACCAAUGCACGAAUAGCUAAGCUAGGGCUCGUGGGUUUGAUAAGAGCUGUUGUCUUCGUUCUACCUGCACCCCUGCUCCUGAGCAGGCAGCCAUUCUGUGCCAACCGCAUUAUCCCCCACACGCACUGCGACCACAUAGCUGUGGCGAAGAUGUCGUGUGGGGACAUCACAGUCAACAGGACUUACUGCUUGGUGAUAUUGUUUGUAAUCAUGGGGUUAGACCUAACACUCAUUGCCCUGUCCUAUGGUCUUAUCAUUAAGGCCGUCCUCAGAAUCUCCCAUAAGGAAGCCCACCAGAAAGCUCUCAAUACCUGCACAGGCCACAUCUGUGUGAUGCUGACAUCUUAUACUCCCUUGCUCUUCUCUAGCCUGACAUAUGAGUUCGGUCAGGGUAUCGCUCCCCAUGUUCACAUCAUCUUGGCCAACCUCUAUUUCCUCAUUCCCCCCAUGCUCAACCCUGUCAUUUAUGGGGUCAAAACCAAAGAGCUUCGUGACAAAGUGGUCAAAUACAUCUGCAGAAUGUGAUCACCAGGAGCCAUUGACUUUAAUCCUGUCUGACAAGAGGGGAAAAGGAGAUCUCCUCAUUAAUCAAGAGUACUCUGCCCCAGUUUGGCUGAGCUCAGGAUUGUGGAAAAGUUCACAGUCUAAGAAGUUCCU